Molecule: messenger RNA, 4494 nt
Organism: Ciona intestinalis (vase tunicate)
Lineage: Eukaryota; Metazoa; Chordata; Ascidiacea; Phlebobranchia; Cionidae
Source: RefSeq, a predicted model, not a curated record
UCGGCUGCGCAAUCCCGUUUUUUUGCUUUUCCUUCGUUCUUGUUACGCAAAAGCCAAACUUAGUAAGCAAACUAUUUAGGAGAAAGCGCUUCGUGUAUCAGAUUUCGCACGUUACCCUCGACAUAGUGUAGAUUUCAGUGACACACGAUGAUCUAUUUACGUCAAAAAGACGUUGUUUUGGUAUCGGUCACCAUAUUUUGACACCUAAAAAAUUGACAGUACUGAGAUAAAUGAGUUUGGUAGCGAAAAAACGCGGUGAAUCGGUCAAGGUCGCUGUCCGAGUGCGGCCCUUCAAUCAAAGAGAAAAGGACAGGGGCGCAAAAUGUGUCAUCGAAAUGAAAGGACCAACUACUUACAUACAAAACCCUGAAACUCCAAAUGAAGACCCAAAAAUGUUCGGAUUUGACUAUUCUUAUUGGUCACAUGACGGAUUUGCAGACGAGGACGGCGUUCUGGUCGCUAAAAAUGACAAAUACGCAACACAAAGAAAAGUUUUUGACAACCUUGGUCAAGGAGUGUUGGACAAUGCUUUCGAAGGUUACAACUGCUCCCUGUUUGCGUACGGCCAGACAGGAUCCGGUAAAUCAUUUUCCAUGGUCGGUUACGGGAAAAACAGGGGUAUCGUGCCGAUCACAUGCGAUGAGCUUUUCCAAGCAAUUAACAAAAGUUCGGAUGGCACGAAAUUUGAAGUUACAUUCUCCAUGUUGGAAAUCUACAAUGAACAAGUUCGUGACUUGCUGACAAAGGACAAUCCUAAGGGAGGUCUUAACGUUCGACAAAACCCAAAACUUGGGUUAUUUUACGUUGAAAAGUUAAAGAAAGUUGCCGUUGGGAGUUAUAAUGAGAUUGAACGCAGAAUGGAAGAAGGUACUGCUAACAGAACAGUAGCCUCCACACAAAUGAAUGCUACCAGCUCACGUGCUCACACAGUUGUAACCAUUACUUUUGACCAAAUCAUGAAGAAUGAAGCCGGUCAAGAAACAAAGAAGAGCUCAAGCAUAAACCUUGUGGAUCUGGCUGGUUCGGAAAGAGCUGACAGCACAGGAGCCACAGGCGAUCGAUUGAAAGAGGGGGCCAAUAUCAACAGGUCUCUGUCUGCCCUUGGAAACGUCAUUUCUGCAUUGGCUGAUUUAUCUCUUGGCAAGAAAAAGAUAGUUGUCCCAUACAGAGACUCAGUGCUCACUAAACUCCUCAUGAGUGCUCUGGGUGGAAACUCGAAGACGAUCAUGAUUGCUGCUCUUUCACCUGCUGAUAUCAAUUAUGAUGAAACACUUUCAACUUUAAGAUAUGCUGAUCGUGCAAAAAAGAUUAAGAACAAAGCUGUGGUGAACGAGAAUCCCAUUGAUAAAUUGAUCCGAGAGCUGAGAGAGGAAAAUGAGAGGUUGAAGAAGGCAGCAGGAGGAGUUCUUCCAAUGCAGUCUCAAGCUGGGAUGAGUCCAGAAGAAAUUGAAGAGAUGAGGAGAAAAAUGCAGGAGGAGAUCCGAGCUCAGUUGCUUGAAAAUCAGGAACAAAUGAAGGAUCUCGACUGGGAUGCAAAACUAGCAGAGUCGAGAAAAGAGGAUGCUCAAUUGAGUAAGGAUCAUGGUCCAGCUAAGAUGACAGUUCCUCACUUUGUAAACUUGAAUGAGGACCCCAUGCUCUCGGGAGUCAUCAAGCAUCCACUGGUGGAAGGAAAAGAGACUUUGAUUGGAAGAAAAGAUGCAGAAAUCACUCCCCACAUUAUUUUGACUGGCUUAAGCAUACAAAAGCAGCACGCCUCUAUCAUGUUUGAUAACGAAGAGAUCGUGAUCAAACCAGCGAGCAAUGGAGCAAGAAUCAAGGUCAAUGGAGCUCCUUUAACAGGAGAGAGGAAACUGGAACAUCAUGACAGGGUUUUGCUUGGUUCCAAUCAUCUUUAUGUAUUCAUCAACCCUCUCAAGCCUGAUCUACCAGAAGGAACACCUGAGUCUAUUGACUGGGACUUUGCACAGAAGGAAUUGGCUGAACAGAGUGGAUUUUCAACACAAAAUUCUGGCAUGUCAAAAGACCAGCAACGAGCACAAGAGCAAGUGCUUGAGCUUCUCCCCAUGGUGAGUGAAGUUAACGCAGUAUCAGAGGAACUAAACAAGUAUCGACAUUUCGAACUGGUUCUCAUAUCUGGAGGUUACCAGGAGGAUAAAGACAAAGGAACCAAAGUGAUGGUGCAAGUUAAGAAUUUGUUGAACAACAACAUCUGGAUGUGGGAACGAGGAAAGUUCAUGAACCGUCGUUAUAUUAUUCAGGAACUCUACCAGCAAUAUAUUGAUGGAGACGACAGUUACAAGAACAUAGAGCAAGACAAAGAUCCGUUCUUUGAUCCUCCGGAAGAUGUGAUGUUGGGAACAGCCAACGUCUUCCUCCAAUCUCUCUCUUAUGCUCUUGACUUUGACGACAAACUUGCGAUAACUGACUAUAAGGGCCAAGAAGAAGGAAUGUUGACAGUAGCUGUCACUCCUUGUCUUCCUAAUGGAAGAUCCUUGGAUGAGGAAAGCUUCAUUGAAGAUCCAUCAGAUUUACUGGGGAAGCCAUACCACUUCAAGAUCACCAUCAGGAAUUGUGAAAUUAACAAUUCACGAUACAGCAAGGGUGUGUAUGUGAGACAUAAAACACUGGGUGAUAAGGACCCAAUAAAAACCAAGGUUGUUGAGGAUACCUUGUCGCCAGAGUUUAAUUACAGUCGUAUUAUUACAAUUCCAUCUGUGAACCAAGAACAUCUUGACUACUUUGAAUCUCAGUCCAUAACUUUCUUUGUUCAUGGAUGUCAAGUUGACACACCACCGGUGGCUAGCGUCAAGAAACUGACCACAAAGGAAUUAAGAGAGAUGGACGGACAGAUGACAGCUCCAAUGUUACGACGCAGAAACACACUGGUGGCUUCUAACAUGGCAGUUGACUCGCAACUUAAAUCAGAGAUCCACACUUUACAAAGGAAGUAUGAUCGUCUUGAGAAGAAAGAAAAGCGAAUUCAGGAAUUAUGUCGUCAAUGGUCAGAUAAAUCCCCAGAAGAACAAGACUUUGAAAAGUUCAUGAAUUCCAUUAAAGCUGUAGCUUUCAGUUCAGGAAAUAAACUCAAAAGCAGAGUCCAGCUUGUAAACCAUAGAGACUCGGACGCGUUCAGCGUCUACAGCUUUGAGGUGACGCCGGAAAUGAAGUUCAUAUCCGGGCUCUCCGAGGACCCGAUCCAAGAGGAGGAAGAGGUCUCGAACGAGUCCGGGAGCAGAAGGGGGUCCUCACCGAAGAAGGAUCACGACACGACAUCGAAAGAUGCAAAGCAGUCCAACGGCUCCCCGAAAAGGAAGUCGCAGAGCGAUAAAGACUCGCCGCAAAAGCAUUCGAACGGGAAAGAAAAAGUAAGAGCGAUGGGCGGUGUCGUAAUCACAAACACCAUGGCUACCCGAGCAACGUCACAAUCAUCAUUGUUACAUCACACCUGCAGUUUGCUCACGUACGCUUCGGUGUGGACAUGGUGUUGGUUUCAUUUGCAAUCAACAAAAAUGCCUCCCAAAUUUCGACCGGUGUUUUGUUUCUUGCAAGCAUGUCUUUGUCACCACAGCAUCAUUGUCGUUUUCCAAAGCAUGAUUCAUCAUACAUUGCAUGACCCUUCAUAUACUUUUGCUUACAUAUCUUUAAUACUCUAGCGGUCACCCAAAACAACAGCAAACUCAAGCAAACCUUUAAUUAUUUAUUCCUAAUGCACUUUCCGGUCGACUUAUCUGUCCAUCUGCAACGCCUUCUAUACAUAAUUACCUCAGCCUUGGUUUUACGAAUUUACGCAAUGAAGCAAUUUCGGUACCAUAAUAUGUUUGUCUCUAAAACAGAACAACAGUUCUGAGUAAUUGUUUGUUUUGCAAUUUCAAGAUAAAUCGUUUCUAUUUUAUGAAAAAAUGUCUAUUUCAAUUUUUUUGUUUUAAUUUGAAAAAUUGUCUAAAUUAUUGUAAUUGUCUAUUUAACGACGUACAAGAUAAAUCGUUCCGUCGUGAUUUUUUACAUCGGUUUCGGUCGUUAAUUUUUAUUAAGCAUAGUUUGGUAUAUACGUAAUGGUAAUACACAAAGCACUGUACAUAUAGUUUAGCAUGCUAUCAGUAUUAUUCCAAUUUACGCGUCACAUUAACCUUGAAAUUACGGCAGCGAAAUGCAGUAAGUCACACACAAGUUAUAUACCACACCACAAUGCACGCAACCAUAUCUCACAAUGAUGCUGUGUGGCCUUGACACCGCCAUUCACUCUUUACUUCUUAUACGCGCUGUCUGGAAUACAUAUACACGCCCCUUUUAUGCCACCCAAGCUCCCCUGGCAAUAUUACUGCCUAAUUUACUUUCACCUAAUAUCGUAAAGUAGCAUCUCAUUUAGCUGUUUGUUCUUGCAUGCUUAUAUGUCAUAUUAUGUGUUGUAAUUUUGUGAAUACUAACUUAUAGAGUACAAUAUUUAUAGUAGUGUGGGGGGAGAUGGGACAUCUUUAGCACAUUAUAUCCAAA